Messenger RNA from Paralichthys olivaceus (Japanese flounder), 3569 nucleotides. Lineage: Eukaryota; Metazoa; Chordata; Actinopteri; Pleuronectiformes; Paralichthyidae. The record is from RefSeq and is a predicted model, not a curated record.
AUGUAUGCACAUGUGAAGGCACACACACACACAAACAAUCUUCUCAACUUGAAUGGUCCUUUUUCCUCUGUCUCUCUUCUCAAUUAUCACACAACUUCCUCCACCUGUCUGACUGUUUCCUGUCUUCAUGUUACAGGCAUCAACACAUACGGCUGGAGGCAGGCAGGAGUCAACCAUGUGCUCAUAUUUGAACUUAACCCUAGAAACAACCUGUCCCACCAACAUCUGUUUGAGAUUGCAGGUCUAUUGGGUGUGCUGUGGUGUGUCAGCCUGCUGUCCUGUCUGUUCAGUGACAGCAUCCUGGUACCAAUGCAGGCAAACCCUCUGGCUCUGUACGGCUUCUUCCUCCUCUUCCUCAUCAACCCUCUCAAGACGUGCUACUACAAGUCACGAUUCUGGCUGCUCAAACUCCUGUUUCGAGUGGUGACGGCUCCAUUUCAUCGUGUUGGCUUUGCAGACUUUUGGCUGGCUGAUCAGCUGAACUCUCUGGUGGUAGUUUUGAUGGAUCUGGAGUAUAUGAUCUGCUUUUACAGUUUUGAAUUGGACUGGAAAAAACAUAAUGGACUCAUCAGCAGUGAAGGUAAAGAUGUGUGUAACUCCUACUCCUACGGUGUCCGUGCGGUUAUCCAAUGCCUUCCUGCUUGGUUCCGAUUUGUCCAGUGUCUGCGACGUUACCGUGACACCAAACGGGCCUUCCCUCACUUGGUUAAUGCAGGGAAAUACUCAACAUCUUUCUUUGUCGUCACCUUUGCUGCCCUGUACAGUACACACAAAGUUCAACAGCAGUGUCAAGUAAUUCUCUCCACUCAACAAGAUUCAACUCCAACAUUAAAGGUUCAGUGUGUAGAAUUUGGUGACAUCUCAAGAUUGAUUAAUGUGUUCUGUCUCUCCCCACAGGCCUAUUACUACAGUGCUAUAGUGGAGGAUGUGUUGCUGCGUUUCUCAUGGACUUUGACUGUCACCCUCAGCGCAGUGUCUGGGUUUCAUGGCAUCUCUGAUAUUCUGGCUACUGUGCUCGCCCCAAUGGAAGUCUUUAGGCGUUUUGUGUGGAACUUUUUCCGACUGGAGAACGAACAUCUGAACAACUGUGGUGAGUUCAGGGCUGUCAGAGACAUAAGCGUGGCUCCGCUCAAUGCUGAUGACCAGACCCUGCUGGAGCAGAUGAUGGACCUGGAGGACGGAGUCAGAAAUCGGCAGGGCAAGAAGAGCUGGAAGAGGAGCUAUAGCAUGAGUCUACGUAGGCCACGACUUGCCUCACAGUCCAAGACCCGUGACACCAAGGUUUUGAUAGAGGACACUGAUGAUGACUCCUGACAUCAGGCCACGCCCCUCGCCUGGGUGCAGAAUUUGUUCAAAGGAGGGAACUCCACCUCCUAACCUAGGAAUUACCCAGUGAGUUGGGCAUUGAGCUCUCAACCAAGGACAGGUUUUAAACUCUCAUGCCUACAUAAUGCGUUUUCAGGAGGCUCUGCUUGGGUUCAGAAUCAAUUCAACAGUGGAACUUAAUCAAACUUGUACAAACAUCCUUGCCGAAAGGCCAUCAACCUCCUACUGCUACCUUCAGUAAGACCCAAGGGUGGGCUUAUCACUUACACCCUACCUUACCCAGCAGCGGGUGACAAACCUGUCUCCCUGUCACCCAUAACCACACAGAGGUAGACUCCAGAACUACAAUCACUCCUUCGCCAUUGCUUUGGUUCUCCUCAAAGCCUCAGCCUAGCAUGAACAAUGCAGCUAAAUGGAACGCAAGCUGAUAGCACUGACAGGAAGUGUCCCCGCUCCCUGUCCAUGCCACAUAACUCCACACAGGAAGAGACCGCUUCAAGGUGACUGCUGUUAAAAAUGUUGAAAAGUUUUACUCCCUGCCUUUAGCUGUUAGUCUCCUCCUACACUCCGAGCGUCCAGGCUUCAAGGCCUUGGAUAAAUGAUGUACCACCUCAAGAUCAUCUGUAAUUUGGACCCUGGAGUGAAUCUGAAACCACUUCUUUUUUCUUCUAGAAGAAUAAACAGAGUUGUAAAGUUGUCCUGCACUUCUCAGACCCUUGGCUUACCUGUUGGCUUACGCUGGCCAACAGAAUGUGCAGACACACAUUGUUCAUUGCUUUUCAGCUUGUCGCAUCAUCACAGAGCUGCCUAUCUGCACCUUACAUGCUUUAGAAACACACACACAGAAACAAGCACUUUGUCGGAAAAGUCUAUUGGAAUGCCUGUUGUUUGUUCACACAUACACAUACUCACACACACACACUCAUAAGCAGUGGUUUUUUUUAACCUGGGUUAAAAAGACACACACACAAACACAAGCUAUAUAUUAUUUGUAACCGUGGUUGUUGUAAAUAUGAAAUGGACCAAAGAAGGUGUGAAAAUAUUCAGAAAAAUUAAAAACGACUUUAUUGAACAGCAGCUGGAAUGACUGUUCAGCCACAGAGCUGAGAAAGAAUUGUUUGUUUGUCUGGAAAAGGAUUGUGGUCUUAAUUGUCCUGCAUUAACUCAAACACUGUGUGAUGAAAUACCCUCCGUUGUAAAGUUUAAACCAUUUUUGUUCAAUGUAUGCCAACAUAUUCAUGUAUGGAUGUGUGAGAGUGAUGCCUAAAUACCACCAGUCAACCCAUUCAGGCCAAUUACUUUUCAAAAGCUUAAAGAAACUGAGUGAAGAUGAAUCCAGAGGAAGUUUUCUCAGAAACUGUUAUUGUCAUCUGUAAAACUGUUCACUGAAAUGUGAUGAUGAAGAGGGAGGAGGUUGCCUGUCUGUCACAUGCUAGAUGUGAGCCUAAAUCUGAUUGGGGGGGGCAGCCACGUGGGAUUGAAUCUGAAUCGCUAUGUUUCUAGUCAUUCCUCAUAUGAAUGUUCAGUGUGGAUACAGUUCAGGAUUUAGGACUGUUUGGAGUCUAAGAUCUCUGAUUUCAUGACAGCUUUUUCGAGAAAUGAAUAUCGACACAUUUAUUUAUUUGUCUUUGUAUUUGUGCUGAAAUUGCUUGGGCAAGAGAAAAUGGCAAAAUAUGGUUGUAUUUUAUAUAUACUUGUGUUAUGUGUGUACACACACAAGGUUUUCAUGGCAAGGUUAAAGAUUUUUUUUCCCUAUACACAGACACGUUUGUUUUUCUAUAGUUGCGAGGACGCUUAUUAGCAUAAUGCAUCCCCUAGCCCAAGUCUUAAGCCUCAAAAGUCUCUUUAAAAUUGUGAAGGCUGACAAAAUAUCCUCUCAUUUAUGCUUUUGAUUGUGUCAGAUGAAUACCAGUCAGGAAAAAUGGAGAAGUUGUAGCUCCGAUAUGUAUGAAUGGAGGACACAAAAUGAGAAAUUAGUAAAAACACUGAUCCAAAUCAGUUCUGUAGUAUUGUACUCACUACGUUUAAUUUAUUACAUCAGAGGCGUUAUUCUUGGCUUCAGGGAAUGUCAUCCCCUCAGUCUUUUUGACCAAAGCAUUGUGGUUUUGCAUUUGUAGUUUGACAAUGUCCAUCAACAGCAGCACUGCAUGCACUAAUUUCAGUGUGUGUUUCCAAUUCAUCAGAGCCAUAAAACAGAAUCCUCUGCUGUUGUUUGGUAGAGACAAUUAGUUAUGUUUACACUG